Messenger RNA from Caenorhabditis auriculariae, 2699 nucleotides. The record is from the annotation of a GenBank genome assembly. Lineage: Eukaryota; Metazoa; Nematoda; Chromadorea; Rhabditida; Rhabditidae.
AUGGGUGAGGUGGAGCGGCCGCGCUCGCUUUCACGGAUCACCGUCGCGACAAACGACAGCGACUGCGAGUACCUCGACGCCUUCGACCACAUCACCUAGUCUCAUUUUCUUCUGAACGAAUAUUGAUCUCACAUCAUAUUGCUUGCAAACUAGAGAAGCUCAAACUUUUUGAAACCAGAUGCAGGAAAAAAGAAAAAUACGCCUCCGCGUACAAAGUAAGACGAAAAACUGUUCAGCAACAACUCUUUGGAGCUACUGGACACAAUUGCCGAGGUGCAGAUAACUCUGAAUUUGUUCAUGAACAACAAGUUCGACCUGGCCGAGGAGCGAAUGGCCGAACUGUGAGUUGUGCUGAACACUUGCCAAUAGAACCUGAUUGGUUGAGGUACGACAAGAGCAUGUACCACUCGCUCGGCUACACUUGCAUCCUUUUCAUCAAGUCCGUCAUGACCGUCGACAAGGUGCUGAUGACCAAAUGCCAACCGGACCUUUUUAUUCUCAGAAAGACAUGGAAAAGGCUUCAAACGCUUGCAAAGUUGCGUGCACAGUGAUAGAAAAGUUUCGGCACAAAAAGACGUUGAGCGAAUCUAUUUUCGGUGUUUCAACUAAAGAUCGACAUCUUACGGAUGGUAGGCUAUAGGAAAAGAAAAUAAUUGACUAGAAAAACUCGUUUCAGAAGAGAUUCAUGCGGAACUUUGCUAUGCGGAAGUUUUGCUCAUCCGCGCAGUUUUAUCUUUUUUUCACGAUGACAAUUUCGCCAGCUUCAUUCGCGGCGCUUUACAAGUUAGGACGUGCUACCAGACUUAUAGGUGAAUUUUCCUCGGAAAAAAAAGAAAAAGGACUCGCUUGAAGGUUCUGCGAAAGAUUGAUGAACGAAUCGUCAAUCUGGCUGGGAAGGUCUCCGAAAGUGAGAGAUCAGUUUGAAAGCGGGGUCAGGAUGGGUCUCGGAACCUUCUCCCUAAUGCUGUCGACUUUGCCUUCCAAAGUGCUGAGACUUCUGGAAGUCGUUGGAUUUUCUGGAGACAAGGUGAGUAAUUUCCUCAGGGUGUACUCGAAAUGAGAAUGAAGAGAAUAAGUUGAUUGAAAUUUAUCGAAUUGUAAAAACUUAGUUUUAACGUCAAAAAUAUAUCUAUUAAUUAACAAAUUAGUUCGAAAUCAAGUUUUUCGCUAGUGAAAACUGACAAUGGUUGCAGGAUUCCGGGAUGAGAGACCUCCAGAGAGCCGCUUCGAUGACUGGAACAUUGCAUUCUCCACUUUGUAAGAUGUCUCUGUUGACCUGGCACCUCAUAGGUAAAGCUCGAAAUUUUGAAGUCCGAAAAUAAAAAUGUGAUUUACAGCGUGCUUCGUGCUCGGUUCGGGACAGCCAGACCUCAAGAUUUGCCAGAAUAUUAUUCCAUCCCUGAUGCAAAUGUGGCCGAAGGUAGAUUUCGACAAUAAUCAAAUGGGGAGCUGAAUUCAAAAUUUUUUCUUAUUUCUUUCUAAACAAAUAAAUUCUAGAUAACUUUUUAGUCUUUUGAGUGAGAUUUUUUACCCGAUAUUUUCCAUUUUCUUUAAUCAGAAUAUUUAAUCAAAAAUCGACUGAAAAAGCAGCUAAAAAAUUUUGGACGGAAAACUACCGUAAAGCUCUUGCUUCAGGGGGCAGUACUGUUGUUCGUCAGAGCGAGGUUCCUUCUUGUCUCAGGCGACAUCGACUCGGCCAUCCACUUUUUUAACGUCUCCAUCGACUCGCAGAGCGUCUACAAGCAGUUCCACCACGGAUGUUACUGGGAACUGCUGUGAAUAGACUCCAUUUCCUGCGAAACUUCACGAAAAACUUCAGAUUUGCUCACGCCUACCUUAGGCAAUGGAGCGCUUCGGCCAACUACGCCAAGAAACUCGUCGAAGAGUCUAAGUGGUCUCGCUGUGUCUACACCUAUCUGCUCUGCAUCUUCUUCGCCGCCGACGAGACCGUCCCACAGGAAAAGCGCGACGAGACCAUCACAGCGUUAGCCAGGUCCCUCCAAACUCGCUUCCUCUCACAACUUGAAUAGACUCCAGUAAAGUGGACGGUCUCCGUCUUCGUAUCGCCGGAAAAUCGAUACCCGUCGAGAAGUACUGUGGCAGAAAAGCCAAGCGAUUCGUCACCACCAAGUCCCUGGCUUUCGCUCAUUACGUAAGUCCCCAACUAAUAUAAUAAGAAUAUAGUUAUUUUCAGGAGUUCCUCUACUUUUGGAACGGGUUCGACAUCGUUGGGAAAAGCACAAAACUUCUACAACCAAUACUGGAUGACAUUGACAGGAUUUGGGACAAGAGGAGAUCAAAAUGUUUGUCAAACUGCUCAAAGCCUUUGACCUUCUCCAUUAAGCCGACGUCGACGACGAGUGUCUUUACUACUUUCUACGGGCGGUCUGUCUCCGACACUUGCGCAAAAAUGUUCAGGCCGAGCAGUACUUCCAAAAAGUCCUUGACAAGUGAGAAAAAUAUAGUUAAUAAUUGCAAGAAUUCCCUUCAGGGAAUCUCAAUUGGAGGCGUUCACCUAUCUGCCGCCAAAUGCGACUUUCGAACUGGCGUUGAUUAGAGUGUCCGAAGGAGCGCACAUGGAAGCUGAACUUCUUCUGGCCAAAGCGCGAUCCUACAAGAGCUAUUCUCUGGAAAACAAGCUCCAUUUCCGCAUUCACAGUGCCAUGGACACGAUGGGCGUCCGCACUCCCAUCAUGUAG